Messenger RNA from Ambispora gerdemannii, 402 nucleotides. The record is from the annotation of a GenBank genome assembly. NCBI's taxonomy places the organism in Eukaryota, Fungi, Glomeromycota, Glomeromycetes, Archaeosporales, Ambisporaceae.
AUGCUUAUAUCCGAAAUAACGCAACAACAAACUCAACCUUCAAACACUAGCAAGGAUAUUUCUACGCAACCAACAAACACGAUUUUAAAUUCAUCCUUUGAAUCAAGUCGCAUAAAGCAAAUUCAUAUUGAAACAAAUAAUCCCCAAUGCCAAACCGCACCAACUCUAUCAAUAAACAGUCACACUUCACCUGCUACCGCAAACUCUAAUACUAAAAGCAGAAAAAAUUACGAUAUUACGAAUAACAGGUUUCCGACUAUGGCUCCAAGUCCCAGUCCUGAUUUUGUAGAAAGUUUCGGAAAAUCAGCAAUUUGGGGAACGGGAGACGGAUUUACUUUGGGAUUAAUUUUUGGUGCUGUUAUUGGAGCUGUAUUAGGCUUAUGUUUGAUGCUCUGCGUGUAG